CUGUACAUGUAAAAUAAUCAAAUUCAUUAAUUAUUUGGCCCUCAAUGACAAGGAGUUCGACACCCCUAAAAUGUAGCAUUAUCACUCCGUGUCAGCAGGUGGCGCUAACGCACACCUAAAAGUAGCCCACAAUAGGUGGAAGAAAAAUAAAAGUGACGACACAUUCGGCACCACACUUUUGGACCAAUCACGUGUGGGUUUUUUUUUAUUUAGCAGAAACAAAGACAAAGGGGGAAAAAAAACGGCUCUUUUAACUUCAAAGAAGGUUCAAAGAGCCGGUUUUUGAAAAAGCGGAUCGUUCGCGAACGGCCCACCAUCAGUGCAGCCUCGCAGUGAAUGAAUGGAAGCAGCUUGCUCGUUCGGAGGGAACAUUUCAUAAUAGCAGCACUUUUUUCUUUAAAAUGUAUUUAAAAAGCAGCACUUUUCUUUAAUAUAUAUUUAAAAAGCAGCACUUUUGUUUAAAAUAUAUAUUUUAUCGCAGGCUGCUGACGGACUUUACAAAACAAAACAGCACCCAGGACGUUAUUUCGGAUUUUCCUUAAACGCAUCAUCAAAGUGCUUAAAAAAAAAAAAGUUGGACUUUUUGUGGAGUUUUGCUUAAAAAAGUGAGACUUUUCUGAUGUGUUUGUAGUUUUUUGUUUGUUUUUUUUGGACAAUGGAGGACGUCCGCGGACAGGACUAAGGACUGCUAAGCGAAUUAGCGUCGGAGCGGACUGGCACGCUAACCUGCGGGAGGGAUUUACCGGCUUCUGCCGCCGUCUUCUCACCGUCACCAGGCGGAGGAAGAAGCGCCGCAUGCUUCCAUGGUGCCCAACAAGUGGACCAAGAACUCCGCGCUUCACAAGUCGCCGCCUCGGAGCUGGCUGGGACUCAAGUUGCGAAUCCAUGACAAGCCUGUCCAGGAGGAGGACUGGGUGGUGUGCCAGCAUCCGGAGUGUCCCGACCGCCGCAGGGCCUCAAAGGUGUGCCACCACCCCGACUGCCAAGGCCUGAAUACCAAGAGCCCUCUCCACUUGUGUGAGUCAUGUGACUCCCGCUGCCAUUCGGACAACAAGAUGCACUUUGACCGCCAUCCCCGAUUUGACCUUCAACCUCAAGCCUCCAUCCUGGCUCGGAACGUGUCCACGCGGUCCUGCCCCCCACGCACCAGCCCCCCCUCCGACCUUGAGGAGGAGGACGAGGGGAGCAGCGAGCGCAGGCGGAAGAAAGCCGGCGGGAUGAAGCUGGUGAAGAAGAAGGCACGGAGGCGACACACCGACGACCCCAGCAAGGAGUGCUUCAGCCUCAAGUUUGACCUCAACGUAGACAUCAACACAGAAAUAGUCCCCGCUAUGAAAAAGAAAACACUGCGAGAGGUUCUGGCUCCAGUCUUUGAGAGGAACGGCAUCGAGCUGUCCCAGGUGGACCUGUUCCUGGAUCAGUCCAACACGCCCCUGUCCCUCAACUUUGAGGCCUACAGAUUUGGCGGACACUACCUCAAAGUCAAAGCGCGGCCUGGUGACGAGUUGAAGGUGGAGCAGAGCGUCAAGGACUUGAGGUCUCUCAGCCUUCCCAACAUGAAGCCCUCAGCCACGCACGGUCCUUACAUCGUCACGCCGGCCGCCGAGAGGGCGGAGCACGGAUCUCUGGGACGCCGCGAGGGCUUGGACCUGCUGGGUCAGGGCCGGCGUAGGAAGAACAUGACCGAGUUUUUGGGGGAGUCCAACAUUCCCAGUCCGGAGGCCCUGGGCCAGAUGAGCAGCUCCCUGCCCGGCGCCGGUCCUGACAGCUGGAAGAACCGAGCCGCCAGCCGCUUCAGUGGCUUCUUCAGCUCCAACGCCGCCUCCUUCGGCAAGGAAGUAGAUCGCCUGGAGCAGCUCCAGAGCAAGCUGCACUCCUACACGCUGUCGGAGCUGCCCAAGGUGCCGAGGCAGCUCUCCUUCCACCAGGACUCCUGGGAGGAGGAGGAAGACGAGCAGGAGCCAGACCUGGUCCUGGAGGACAGCUGGCAGACGUUGCUGGACAACGCCGAGACGCUGACAAGGAGACAGUUCCACCAGCAGGAGGCGAUAUGGGAGCUGCUGCAGACGGAGGCCACGUACAUUAAGAAGCUCCGGGUCAUCACUGAUCUGUUCCUGUGCGGCCUGCUCAACCUGCAGGAGAGCGGCUUCUUCAUUGAGGUGGAGCCCCCGCGCCUCUUCAGCAACAUCCAGGAGAUUGUCCGUCUGCACAGCGCCCUGUGGAACCAGGUCAUGCGCCCCCUGCUGGACAAGGCCAGGCAGGCCCGCGCCCUGCUCGACCCCACAGACCUCCAGCAGGGCUUCCGGACGUUUGCCGCCAGGUUCAAGCCCUACAUCCGCUACUGCAUGGAGGAGGAGAGCUGCAUGGAGAACAUGCGAGCGCUGCUCAGGGACAACGAGCUCUUCAGGACCUACGUGACGUGGGGAGAGACCCACAAACAGUGCAACCGUCUGAAGCUGGCGGACAUGCUGGCCAAACCUCACCAGCGUCUCACCAAAUAUCCUCUGCUGCUGCAGAGAGUGCUCAAGAAGACGGACGACCCGGCGGCCCGCGAUGUCGUCAGUGGCAUGGUGGCCACGGUGGAGAGCUUCAUCGACAGCAUCAACUCGCACAUGCGCCAGCGUCAGGAACAGCAGCUGCUGGCCACCAUUUGUGCCCGCAUCGACUCGUACGAGGCGGUAGAGGGCAGCAGUGAGGAAGUGGAGAAGAUCCUCAAGGAGUACAGCCGCUUCGACCUGAUGGCGCCCAUGAGAGGAACGUCGGCGGAGGAGACUCGCCAGCUGCACCUGGAGGGCGCUCUGAGGAUGAAGGAGGGCAAAGACAGCCGGAUGGACGUCCACUGCUUCCUCUUCACCGACCUGCUGCUCAUCACCAAGCCCGUCAAGAGGCUGGAGAAGGUCAAGAUCGUCCGCCAGCCUCUCCUCAUCCAGAACGUCGUCUGCAAGGAGCUGAAAGACGCCGGUUCCUUCAUCAUCAUCUACCUCAACGAGUUCAGGAGCGUGGUGGCCGCCUACACGUUCCAAGCCAACAGCGCCCCCCAGGGGAGGAGCUGGAUGGAGGCCAUCUGCAGCGUGCAGAAUCAACUCCAGAGGCUGCGGACCGAGGAGGCCAUCAGACAGCAGACUUUAAUCCAGACCAGGAGGCAGGAGGAGGAAGACGAGGUGGAGGAAGAGGAGGAGGAGGAAGAGGAAGAUGAGAGCAGCAACAACUCCAAUGCAAGUUCUCCAAGUCUGAGACACAAAGAGCCGCACAGCCUGAGUCAGUCGGAUGGCUCCACGGAGACGUUGUCCGUGAUGGACGUGGACGCUCUGGCCGAGUCAAAAGGGUCUCCCGCCGCCAGCGAGGAACACGCCGACGUCUCCGCCGACAUCUUCGCCGACGUCUCCGCUCUGUCAGAGAUGUCGGAUGCGGCGCGGUCCUCAGGUGUCCACAGGACGUCCUCCGGCGUGUACUGUGACCAGGAGGCGGAGCCUGACAGCGAGGAGUUGGACCCUCAGUGUCGCUCUCUGUCCAUGGACAGUGCCUACGGUACUCUGUCCCCCGAGUCUCUCCUCAGAGAACUGCAGCCUCAGCAGAGCGAAGGCGAAGGGACGGACGAGGAGGAGGAGGAGGAAGAAGACGCCGCCUCGUUAGGCUCUCAGCUGUCCGUGGUGCAGUCGUGCAAACCUCGCCGGCGGCCUCACGUGACGUCCAGACUCCACUGCCUCCAGAAGUCGUCCACGCUGACUUUGUCUCGCUCCGAGGACAACCUCCUGCAGCGCCUCCGCAUCAAAGCGCCCGCCCCCGCCGCCAGCGACCACGCCCGCCGCCAGGAAACGGACACGCCCUCGUUGGCGCACAGCAAGAGCCUGUCGGCGCUCGGAAGCAACGGCGCCGACUUCUUCCCCGCCGCCUUCCGCGGUAACGAGAAGGUAGCUGUUGUCGACGCCCACAUCAGCAGCAGCGGCUCAGACGGGGAUGUGGCUCCAUCUGGUGGCAGCCGGGGGAAGUGCGAGGCUGCCACCGGCGGAGAUUUAAGCGACGUGUCGCCCGUAGCGAGGAAAUCUCCAGCCCCGCCGCACAAGAAGCUGACGCUGGCACAGCUCUAUCGAAUACGCACCACCAUGGUCCUCAACUCCACUCUCACCGCCUCGGAGGUGUAACCAUGGCAACCAACACCAGACCACUUCAUUCCGUCUCUUUUUUGGAGACGCCCGCCGCCCUUCAGGAAACCACGUGCACGGGCGAUGGCGAGCGUGCACGUGGACCGCGGCGGCCCCGGAGAGACUCACUGCUUGCACUUUUUGCCCACGACGUAGCACCACCAGGGGGCGCCGCCAUUCCUGACUGACAGAGGGGCGGAGCUUCCUUUUUUUCCCCCUUUGGGCGGAGGACUUUGGACUAGCCUGGACAAGUUGAAAGGAGAUUGCACAUUUUGUUUUGAAACCAGUCCCUAACGAGAGUCACAUGACCCCCCGCCCCCCAAUCUUCCUCCUUAUUGAUCCUUUUGUUUGAUUUGAAGGUGGGCGUGGCCAGUGAGAGUGGGCGGGGUCAUACACAACCAGCGACUUUAAAAAUGCUUCGCUUAGCUUUUGUAGCACGAACAGGUUACGUAACGAAUCUACCGUGACAACGCCCAACCAAACACUUUCACCACCAAAUCACCUUUCUUUGUUUACGUCCGUUUCUACGUCUGAUAUUUAUUUGCUACAAAGAAGUAGAAGAGCUGCACUGAAGUCAAAGCCAGAAUUCUUCCAGAAUGUUCUCAAAUUUUGUGAGAAAAUAGUGAGGUGCAAAUUUGUAAUAUGUCAUAAUUUUCGCAAUAUUACGACUUUAUUCACGCAAUAUUACAACGUCAUUAUUGUAACACUACGACUUUAUUUUCGCAAUAUUACGACUUUAUUCUCGCAAUAUUACAACAUCAUUAUUGUAACGUUGCGACUUUAUUUUCGCAAUAUUACCAGAAUUCUUCCAGAAUAUUCUCAAAUUUUGUGGUAAAAUAGUGAGGUGCAAAUUUGUAAUAUGUCAUAAUUUUCGCAAUAUUACGACUUUAUUCUCGCAAUAUUACAACGUCAUUAUUGUAACAUUAUGACUUUAUUUUCGCAAUAUUACGACUUUAUUCUCCCAAUAUUACAACAUCAUUAUUGUAACGUUGCGACUUUAUUUUCGCAAUUUUACCAGAAUUGUUCCAGAAUAUUCUAAAAUUUUGUGAUAAAAUAGUGAGGUACAAAUUUGUAAUAUGUCAUAAUUUUCGCAAUAUUACGACUUUAUUCUCGCAAUAUUACAACGUCAUUAUUGUAACAUUACGACUUUAUUUUCGCAAUAUUACGACUUUAUUCUCGCAAUAUUACAACAUCAUUAUUGUAACGUUACGACUUUAUUUUCGCAAUAUUACGACUUUAUUCUCGCAAUAUUACAACAUCAUUAUUGUAACGUUACGACUUUAUUUUCGCAAUAUUACCAGAAUUCUUCCAGAAUAUUCUCAAAUUUUGUGAGAAAAUAG
Nerophis lumbriciformis (worm pipefish) is the source of this 5482-nucleotide messenger RNA. RefSeq names its product pleckstrin homology domain containing, family G (with RhoGef domain) member 5b (gene plekhg5b). Gene Ontology annotation, molecular function: guanyl-nucleotide exchange factor activity. The record is from RefSeq and is a predicted model, not a curated record. Gene Ontology annotation, cellular component: endocytic vesicle; plasma membrane; axon. Gene Ontology annotation, biological process: Rho protein signal transduction; endothelial cell migration. NCBI's taxonomy places the organism in Eukaryota, Metazoa, Chordata, Actinopteri, Syngnathiformes, Syngnathidae.